Messenger RNA from Procambarus clarkii (red swamp crayfish), 1172 nucleotides. Lineage: Eukaryota; Metazoa; Arthropoda; Malacostraca; Decapoda; Cambaridae. The record is from RefSeq and is a predicted model, not a curated record.
AGACGUAGCUUGAGUGUCCAAGCUGUACUUGGUGACACACUGAGCCUCCAUCCGCUGCCUGGCGCCCUCCGGACAAUCAGUGUAUCCGGAGGAGGAUGAGUUCCUGGGCGUGGCUGGUGGCGAUGGUGGUGGUGGCGACGGACCUCCAGGCCCGAGUCUCAGGCUUCAAUCUCAACGUAAACCUCUCUAGAAUCCUGAGGGGCAACAACGACUCCUACUACGGCUACAGUGUGGCUCUGUGGCAUGACCAAGUCAAAGAGAAAAGCCUGGUGGUCGGGGCGCCGAGGGGACGGAGCUCCAAGGCCGGGAACUACAGCUUGCCUCUGGGGGACAUCUAUGUGUGCAAGACCUUCAGCGACACGUGUGAUCCUCUCCCCUCUCUCCCCUCUCUCAGCUACACGGAUCGUAGCCAGGAAGCCGUCUGGUGGGGAGCAACCAUGCAGAAUCAAGGGAUUGGCUUCGGCGAGACUCUGUAUACGACAGGAGCCGCCCAGUCCAAACUCUUGGCGUGCGCCCCUCGUUACCCACGGAAGGUCGUGUCGCACGACUACAUCUCUCUCCACGGGCGCGGGGCCUGCUACGUCCUGUCCACGAAGGCAGGCGAAGUCAUCAAGGUACUUCCCUACCCUGGAGACAAUUUUCAAGUGGGGCAAAAGACCUACAAAAACACCAAUGCUUUAACCGCCUUCGCUCUGGCGGGCUCCAGCGGGGUCCUGAGUCAGGACCAGCACUACGUAUACCUAGGAGGCCCCUACGCUUUCUUCGGUCAAGGUAUCCUGGUCAGCAUGCUCUCCUCUGGCACCAAGUGGAUGGAGACCAACAAGGCCACAUACGGAGCGGAAGAGCUGGACUUCUCCAUGGAGGGCUGGGCGCUGGCGGUGGGCAAGUUCGACGGAGCGAGGGAGGCCCUGGCCACCUCGCUACCCGGAGCCGAUCAUUCCCGCGGAGCCAUAAACUUUGUUAACGCUCGAUUGAAACCGGAGCCGGGGUCGUCAGUGUACGGCCAGGAGAUGGGCGCCCAGUUCGGGUAUUGUCUUGCUGCUGGCGACGUGGACGGAGACGGUGUCGACGACCUCAUUGUGGGCGCUCCUCUGGCUCAGGGUCGGGGCUCGCAGACCCCAGAUGCUGGCAAGGUUUAUAUCUACUACGGCCCGCUCGUUAAGGUAACAUGA